AUGGUGCUUACCCCUCCAUUGGAGGUCACUGAAUUACAGCAGCAGCGAGGUUGGCUCACAUGCACCAACAAUAGCGUCAACGUUCCAGAAGCAAGUCGAAGUCAGUCACCGGACUGUUAUUACCACAAGCGAUUUAAGGAGGUCUUUAAACAAGUAUGGCCGACGGACCAAGCGGCAGCCGUUGCAGCCCAUCCUCAAAGCCGCCUAUUUGUAUCAGAUAAGAGAACGAAGCUAAUCGAUACUGGUGCAGCUAUCUCUGUCUUUCCUCGACCUCGGAACUUCAAAAGUAAAGCUAUACUCACUGUGCUCCUCGGCAUUGACAAAAAGAUAACUACCGUGUACAACCCACAGGCUAAUGGAUGCACAGAAAGGUGCCAUCUCAGCAUGAAGGCACAUUUGGACAUGGACCACUGGACUCUCCCAAUAAUUCUGAUAGAUCUAUGCUCCACCUUCAGUGAAGACAUAGGAGCUAGUGUAGCUGAAUCAACCCGUGUGGCCAGUUUUUCAGACUAUCUGGGGAAUUAUUUCAGGAAUCUACUCCAUGUGCAGAACCUAGCAUAG
Molecule: messenger RNA, 561 nt
Organism: Nezara viridula (southern green stink bug)
Lineage: Eukaryota; Metazoa; Arthropoda; Insecta; Hemiptera; Pentatomidae
Source: the annotation of a GenBank genome assembly